Messenger RNA from Myripristis murdjan (pinecone soldierfish), 3547 nucleotides. RefSeq names its product component of oligomeric golgi complex 7 (gene cog7). The coding region runs from base 346 to 2655 and encodes 769 amino acids. The record is from RefSeq and is a predicted model, not a curated record. NCBI's taxonomy places the organism in Eukaryota, Metazoa, Chordata, Actinopteri, Holocentriformes, Holocentridae. Gene Ontology annotation, biological process: retrograde vesicle-mediated transport, Golgi to endoplasmic reticulum; intracellular protein transport; Golgi organization. The transcript has 17 exons. Gene Ontology annotation, cellular component: COG complex.
GGUAAAUAGAGAGCACAAGUAGGAAGUUGUUGUCAACAGUCACUGGAUCAUCCGUAAACUCCAAACCUGGGCGAAAUUUGUGUGAACCAGCCUCUCACCUUGAAUGCCGUCGGCGUUUCGACUUAACUCUGGAGGAAGCCGUUGCCUUGUUAGAAAUAUAUUUGGUUGUCAUGAUCAUUUCAUUCUCCUGGGCCAUUUAUUUUAUAUUUGUCUCGAAGCCUCUGCUGGGGAAAAACUAGGUGUCCUGUUUGGCUAGCGAUGGCCCGCUGACAUGGACUAGUGCACCAGAGGAGUGUGUGAGUGGAGUGUGUGAGUGGUCGUGAGCCGCGGGGACAGGACGGCCUGAUGGAUUUCUCCAAGUUCCUGGACGACGACUUCGACGUGAAGGAGUGGGUGAACGGCGCCUUCAAGGUGGCGCAGAAGGAUGCGCCGGGCAAGGCGGACACACACGCAGCCACGCUCGUCAUGAAGCUGCAGCUCUUCAUCCAGGAAGUCAACAAUGCCAUUGAGGAGAGCAGUAACCAGGCCCUCCAGAACAUGCCCAGGGUGCUGCGGGAUGUGGAGGCUCUGAAACAGGAGGCGUCCUUCCUGAAGGAGCAAAUGGUUCUAGUCAAAGAGGACAUCAGGAAGUUUGAACAGGACACCGUGCAGUCAAUGCAGGUCCUGGUGGAGAUCGAUCAGGUGAAGAGCCGCAUGCAGCUGGCUGCUGAAGCUCUGCAAGAGGCCGACAAAUGGAGCACACUGAGUGCAGACAUCGAAGAGACAUUCAAAACACAGGACUUUGCAGUGAUCUCCUCCAAGCUGACCAGCAUGCAGAACAGCCUGGCCAUGCUGGUGGACACACCUGACUACUCUGAGAAGUGCGUCCACCUGGAGGCCCUGAAAAAUAGGCUGGAAGCCCUGGCCAGCCCUCAGAUAGUAGCAACCUUCAAUUCCAUGUCUAUAGACCAAGCCAAGCUAUUUGUCAAAGUCUUCACAGAGAUCGACAGAAUGCCACAGCUCCUUGCCUACUACUAUAAGUGUCAUAAGGGCCAGCUGGUGAGCAUGUGGCAGGAUCUCUCUCAGAGCGAGCUCAGUCUGAACCAGCAGCUGUCUGAGUUCUACGACACCUUGCUCUCUACGUGGCACACACAGCUCCAGUGGAGCAGCCAGGUUUUCAAGAACCCUUAUGAGGUGGUGACAGUGUUGCUGAUCCAGACUCUGGGGGCCAUGGUGCCAUCCAUCCCUGUGUGCCUGGGCACCCACAUAGAGCGAGCGGCCCAGGAUCAGCGCCUCGACACCCUGCUGGAGCUCCACCACACCACGUCGGCCUUCGGACACAGCCUGGAGGCUGCCAUGUUGCCCCACCUGGGCGAGAACAACCUGCUGAAGGUGAACGAGCUGGUCAGUGCACUGUACGACCCCUAUAAGUCCUACCAGCUGCAGUAUGGAGACCUGGAGGAAGCUCAUCUCCUCAUCCAGAUCAGUGCUGUACCUCUGGAGCACGGGGAAGUGAUUGAUUGUGUGGAGGAGCUGAGCCACUCUGUUGGCAAGCUGUUUGGCCUGGCCAAUGCUGCUGUGGACCGCUGUGUCAAACUGACUGAUGGACUGGCUGUGUGUGGCCUUCUCAAAGCCCUCAAAGCCCUUUUCACCAAGUAUGUGUCCGACUUCUCCACAACAUUGCAGUCAAUCAGGAAGAAAUGUAAACUGGAGGACACACCCAGUUCAUCUGUUUUCCAAGAGGACUGGACAGCCUUUCAGAACUCUGUCAGGAUCAUUGCCACUUGUGGAGAGUUACUUAGACAGUGUGGAGCCUUUCAGCAGCAGCUGUCAAAUAAGAUCCUGGCCACAGCAGGUAAGUACCUGUCAGAGUCUUACAGCCCACGCAGCCUGGCAGGUAUCCAGGAGGCCACUUCCUCAGAGAGGAAGAGCACCACCAAGAAUCCCUGGCAGGAGUACAACUACCUUCAGAGGGGCAACAUGGCUGAAUACAACAGCCUGAUGGAGGUGCUCUAUUCCCUAAAGGAGAAGGGCACUGGUAACUCCAGCCUGUUAGCUGAGCCCAAGGCGGCUCUGACCAGACUCAACCAGCAGGCCAACCAGCUGGCUUUCGACUCCGUCUUCUUGCAGAUCAAACACCAGCUCUGCCUCGUCUCCAAGAUGGAGAGUCGAGAGGCCGCUGGUUUUGGAGAGAGCUACACAGAGGACUUGCCUACCUUUAGCUUGUCACCACAAGAAUACAUUACAAAUAUAGGGCAGUACAUUAUGUCUCUGCCACUCCACUUAGAGCCGUUUGUGACACAGGAGGACCCGGCACUAGAGCUGGCCCUGCACGCUGGAAAGCUGCCCUUCCCUCCUGAGCAAGGUGACGACCUUCCCGAGCUAGACAACACGGCCGACUACUGGCUGGGUUCCAUUGCCCGAGCAACCAUGCAGACCUACAGCGAUGCCAUCCUGCUCAUCCCCCAGCUCAGCCCCCACUCCACCAAACAGCUGGCUACAGACAUUGACUAUUUGAGCAACGUGAUGGAUGCCCUGGGCCUGCAGCCCUCCCGCACCCUGCAGCAGAUCGUCACCCUGCUGAGGGCCAAGCCAGAUGAAUACCGACAGACAGCCAAGCUGCUGCCCCGCCGGCUGGCCUCCACCAUUGCUGCCCUCCGUGGCAUUGACUACUGACAGAGAGGAAGAGGGAGCAGAAUCUGUAGGUACAGGAAAAGGUCUGGUGACCCUCGGGCAUCUUUGAUGGAUUUUUGGGAGUUUGCAGUCAAAUGAAGAACAGUCGCAUUUCUCUUUUACUUUGUUUACAUGUUACAGUACCUUAAGUCUCAAAUUUCAGAGAGACCAUUCCCACACAAAGCUGACGUGGUGGUAACAUAAGGACUAUCUCGUCCAAAGAGUUAUGUAUUUGGGGGUCCAUGCCAUAAAAACAAUCAAAGAGGUUCAAACUGUCACACACUUGUUAGUGCAGAACUAAGUGCAACUCCUAACAAUGGCUCACUUUUAAAAAUGUCAAGCCAAGUUGUUGGGUCAUUGUAGGAAGUAUCAAAGGGAUGUGUGAGCAUAUUUAAAAUGUAUAUAUGAUCCAUAUCUCUACUAUAUUGAUUAUAUUAACAAGGUUAAACUAUAACAUUAAAUGGAUUUAAUAAUUUACCCUCCUAUGGUAAUAUUUCCAAAUGGAGCCAUAUUUGUUUCUCAACUCUGCACACUCAGUAACAAAGUUCAAAACUAAAGGGAUGAAGGUAAUGUUUUCUCUCUCUCUCUCUCUCUCUCUCUCUCUCUCUCUCUUUCUCUCUCUCUUUCUCGCUCGCUCGCUCUCUCUCUCUCUCUCUCUCUCUUGCUCUCUUUUUCUCUGAACCGGGCAAUUAACAAAAAAGACAGAUUAUCUUGCCUCCAGUUUGAAAUUUUGUACUAGAAUGAAAAUCUGUAAAUCAAAUAUACACAUCAGCACUACAGUGUACUGUGCAAAUGUUUUAUUUUCUAUUGUUUAUUUGCUAGAUGUGAUUAGGGUUUUAAUGAUUUUGUAAUGUAAUCAAUCUAAUUUAAUAAAUGCUGGUCCUUUGUGCUCAAA